AAUAAGUUUAUAACUCUAAGUUUACUAUAUUGUCUGGUCUCGUAAUGGUCGGAGGGGCGGAGUGAUUUAAUGGCACGGGGCCCUCUCAACCAAUCAAAGUAAGAUUUGUAUGAGAGUUUUAGCACCUGUAACAAUCUCCCGAUUGCGCAUGUGCUCUUACCUCCUUGUGGAAUUAAGCCGACAGAAAACAGACGCAUAUUAACUUUUAUUACAACUUUAUCAUUAGAAUUUGUCCUGUUUGGACAUAGCUGCUUAUUGCUUUUCUUAUUCGAUUAUAUAUUCAAAUAUUUUCAAGAUCGCCUUGCUAAUUUCCUUGUGCUUUGCGGAGAGGCUGUUUAAAAGAAAUCACAUCUUUUUAUUUUCAUGCAACUUUGAUGAACAAAACAUGGAACUGAUUAAUUCAGGUUCAGUGUGUUUAACUGAAGAGGACCACAGAAGUGCAUUCAAAAUUGUACAACCCCGAAAAUCAGUUGAAGAGCAAUGUUCUCCCCCCUUAGAGGAUGCUGGCUCGCUGUCAUCAACUGCAAAUUAUUGCCACCCUCGUCAACGAACAGAUAGCAGAGAAUCCGAAGAUUUAGCGACGAAAGGCCAAACAUCCCGAUUUAGCGCUUUUCGACCAUGGCUUUGUGAACCCCCCACCCAGGCAACCGAUCUCUCCGUGAAGAACAAAAUGACGUCAUCAUCACAAGACAAUCCACGGAAAACAUCAAUAAUUCCGGCAUUUUCCUUUGGCGCCUUGAAAGCACCAAAUAUCAGCGAUAUUUACAGAUAUCAAAUGGCCCAGGCGAUGUUCAGGACUCCUUAUAACGUAUUCCCUUAUGGGCAACCAGCAGUAUGGUCAGACCCGAGAUUCUACCGAUUUUUAGGCCAUGGAAAGGAGAUUCCAGUCUCUCUUUUUAAGAACUUUAUGAAUGUGAGCGAGGAAGGAGAAGUGUCAGGAUUUGAGAAAGGUUCUUUUGAGUGCGUAAAGUGUAUGAAGCAAUUCAGUACGCCACAUGGUCUAGAAGUGCACGUGCGACGGUCUCAUAGCGGUAGAAGACCAUACGCUUGUGAUGUUUGUAGCAAGACUUUUGGACAUUCUGUCAGUUUGACGCAACACAGAGCGGUGCAUACGCAAGAAAGAAGUUUUGUUUGUCAACAAUGCGGGAAAAGCUUCAAGCGUUCCUCAACGCUUUCGACGCAUCUCUUAAUUCACAGUGACACACGCCCCUAUCCAUGUCCUUAUUGCGGCAAAAGAUUCCAUCAAAAGUCUGAUAUGAAAAAACACACAUACAUUCAUACAGGAGAGAAACCUUACAAAUGUAACCACUGCGGCAAAGCAUUUAGUCAGUCAUCUAACCUGAUCACUCACUGUCGCAAACACACAGGCUUCAAACCAUUCUCCUGUACAACAUGUGGAAGAAGUUUUCAAAGAAAAGUAGAUUUAAGGCGACAUCAUGAAACUCAGCAUGUUGAAGAAAUGACUUCAUCUAACGAACUAGUGACGUCUUCUACUAUUGACGUUUCCGGUAGACAGGAAGAGGAUGCGAUUUAGAACCCAUUUUUACGCUUGUCUGUUUUUGCUCAAAUUUAAGAUGUUAUUUAUUUUAAUGUUGUGAAUGUUCAGUAUUAGCUUUAUACCUUGGUGUGAGUUUUGUCGAUUAUACAAAUCGACAUAUAUUGUACAUAUUUAUGUAAUUCUUCUUAAUUACAAAUCCUAUUUGAAUCUUUAACAUUUUAUCAUUUAAUGACAGUUAUAUUUUUGGUAGGGGAUUAUUCGACUAUUGUUAUGAUUAACCUUUUAGUCUUUCAGUGCUAAUAAAUAUCAAUAUGUCUCAACACGCCAUAAAAAUUUUAUGCAUAUAUAAUAAAAUUGCACAGUGCUACAAAAUGACA
Messenger RNA from Saccostrea echinata, 1875 nucleotides. RefSeq names its product zinc finger protein Gfi-1b-like. The coding region runs from base 386 to 1534 and encodes 382 amino acids. Lineage: Eukaryota; Metazoa; Mollusca; Bivalvia; Ostreida; Ostreidae. The transcript is spliced from 4 exons. The record is from RefSeq and is a predicted model, not a curated record. Gene Ontology annotation, cellular component: nucleus.